Aspergillus caelatus is the source of this 500-nucleotide messenger RNA. RefSeq lists its product as uncharacterized. Lineage: Eukaryota; Fungi; Ascomycota; Eurotiomycetes; Eurotiales; Aspergillaceae. The coding region runs from base 13 to 180 and encodes 55 amino acids. The record is from RefSeq and is a predicted model, not a curated record. The transcript has a single exon.
GGCGUGGCAGGGAUGGCCGGUCUAUUUUGUCAUUAUAAUGACCGUCCGCCAUUUGGUUAUCGGCUGUACAGACCCGAAAAGAGCAUCGGCACGCCGUCAGGUACUCUCUGCGUAUCGCUUUGCCUUCUUCUGUUCCUGUAUCUGUCAUAUGCUCUGGCUCUCUGCAUUGGUGGCGUCUAAGGUUCACUCCUUCGUCCAAUCACCUAAGCUCUGGUACCUGUGUCCGUACGGUGUCACGUUUCCACUUUUGAAUCAGCCCACACAGGGACUCGGAGCCCUUGAGGCUGGACUGUUUACCUUCCUCCAAUGGGAUUCUGGUGUUGCUGCAGUGGCCACGAUUGUGUGGAGCACUGAUCAUUACAUCCAAGAACGCCACCGGGCUGGAUUGGAGAUCAACAAAUUUAGGCUGAUGCAACAGUUGCUCGGAUGGAUGGUGAUCGAUGGCCCCUCAGCUACGGCUGUUAGACUCGCCUGGGAAUCGGAAGGAUGCUCGUAUGUGC